Molecule: messenger RNA, 761 nt
Organism: Mytilinidion resinicola
Lineage: Eukaryota; Fungi; Ascomycota; Dothideomycetes; Mytilinidiales; Mytilinidiaceae
Exons: 3
Coding region: 140-697 (185 amino acids)
Source: RefSeq, a predicted model, not a curated record
CGUCAUCUGCCAAGCGACCACUUUUACGUACAAAAAAUCUAUCACUCGCACAACCCCUUAUUGCCCCUCGAUUGAAAGCUGUAUCUCCGACCUCAAUUAACCCUCUUUACAUUCUUGGGAUAGCUUCAGAGUUGAAGAAAUGGUUGAAAUGACGAAGACCGCCCAUGCACGCCGCUCCAUCCUCAUCAUCAACCCCAACUCCACCAAAUCAAUGACUCGAGGUCUCGAACCCCUUGUCGAUAGCCUCAACUUUAAAGAUACCACCCACACCUUCUUCACCUCCCCAACCGGCCCGAGCAGCAUCAACGACGAAACCGACGCCGCCGACUCCGCUCGCCACGCCCUGCCCCACCUCCUCCCCCUCCUCGACCACCACGCCGGCUUCCUCGUCGCUUGCUACUCCAAACACCCCCUCGUCCCGCUCCUAAAGUCCAAAGACGCGAUCCGCACCUCCGACAAGCCCGUCACCGGCAUCUUCGAAGCCUCCGUCGCCACCGCCCUCCAGCUCAUUGCGCCGGACGAGCGCUUCGGCAUCGUCAGCACCGGCAAGGUGUGGGAGGGGAUUCUGAGCGAAGCCGUUGCUGACUUCCUCGGUGCAGCGUCUGCCGCGCGGUUCGCGGGGGUGGAGACGACCGGGCUGACGGCGACCGGGCUGCACGACGCGCCGGCGGAGGAGGUGCGGCGGAGUGAGUUCUAGGCGAUGCGAUUAGGUUUCUGGCGUUUUUGAGGGGAGGAAUGGACGGGUUUGAUAUAGGUUUCUU